AUGGCAAGAAUCCUUAACUUCCACAAAUUUGGGCAUCUCGAGGACCAUCCCAAUUGCACCGUACGCUUGCAUGGACGCUUGGUUCAGGAGACCGAGGAGCAUCGAGUUACCAAGGAAUUGCUGCGGGAGGUAAGUUUAUGAAGACCAAAAAGUCUGGUUUUUGUAGAGAGGCUUCGUUUUAUGGAGCUUUUUUAUCCUGGACUUGAGUUUUUAGAGCUCUGGCGUUGUUCGUUAUAGAGAGAUUUUCUUAUGCGAGGUCGUUAUGCAGAGUUUUUCCACUGUAAUUUUAAUACAGUGAAGGACCCGAUACGGCAGCCAAAAACGUACCAUUUUGCAUCCGGGAAGCAUCAAAAAUGUGGCAAAAUGCUUCCUUCUCCAAGUGAAAAAAAUCCGUUUUGAAGGGAGCGCCCUUUUUCCCUCAGAAAAAGAGCUAGCGCGCUUUUGAAAUCGAAGUUUUUCCACUUGAACAGGGAGCCAUUUUGCCACAUUUUUGAUACUUCCCGGAUGCUCAAUGGUACGUUUUUUCCCACUGGAUUCCCUACUGUAAACCUUCUUCUUUCAGGCGUUGGAGAAGAUCGAGAGUCUCCAGAAUCAGAUCCUGGAAGAGCGUCGUCGUUCCACGGCGCUGGACCAACUCGUUUCCCUCCUCCAACGCCCCCACCCAUCGUUGAUCGAGGCCCGACAACAGUCCGUGCGAGGGGAGAAAGGCCGCGCGAGCAGACGUGGGAAGAGCACGAAGAAAAACUUUCAUUUGAGGCGAUUCCAAUCCAAUUUGCCCUAUCAACAAGUCCGCAGGAAGACGAGGUUUGCUCGGUGAGUAUUUUUGAUGACGUCAUCUUUGAAUAUUAAUUUUUAAAAUUACUCAUAGAGGGCUAAAAAUAUAGAAGUCAAAGUUAAAAGGUGCCUCCCAUAACCUCAACUGUUCAAAUUUUCAGACAAAAGAAGCUCCGAGCCGCCAUCAUCAACCAUCUGGGCAAAUGGAACCGAAAACUCAGCCGCCAAUCCAUCCUCCAGCUCGAAAUGGAAGUGGGGAGAGUGCUCACCAGAAACUACAAUUUCCGCAGCGGAGAAUACUAA
Bursaphelenchus xylophilus (pine wood nematode) is the source of this 1077-nucleotide messenger RNA. The record is from the annotation of a GenBank genome assembly. NCBI's taxonomy places the organism in Eukaryota, Metazoa, Nematoda, Chromadorea, Rhabditida, Aphelenchoididae.